Molecule: messenger RNA, 1865 nt
Organism: Pisolithus orientalis
Lineage: Eukaryota; Fungi; Basidiomycota; Agaricomycetes; Boletales; Pisolithaceae
Exons: 11
Coding region: 54-1865 (603 amino acids)
Molecular function (GO): protein binding
Source: RefSeq, a predicted model, not a curated record
ACGUUUUCGCUUCUGAGAUUUGGCCGACGCAGGAGUCGAGUGCAACGUCGACGAUGGCACCCACAACAACAGCAACUCAGGACCUGAGCGUGACCCCCCCGCCGUCUUACCUGGACCGUCUGCAGGACUUUGUGUCAGAAAACAGACGCGCUAUCUUGGUCUGCACUGCGGCAGCCGCCGUCGCACUUGGCGCAGCGGCGUACUAUGCCUCGACGACCUCCCCUCACCGUCCCGGGUCUGGCAAGGACAGACAAAAGGACAAGAGGAAAGACAAGUCUUCUUCCAAGAAGAGAAAGUCUGUCGGCGACCAGGACGGUCCUAUCUUAGAGGAAAUCAAGCCUGAGGAGGAACAGCAAAACGUCCCGCUGACACUCGAAGAGAUCGCCGCUAUGUCCGUCGACGAUCGUAUAAAACGAGCGGGUAGCCUCAAGUCCCGGGGUAACGCCCAAUACCAAGCUCGGAGGUUCACUCAGGCAGCAGAGCUAUACACCCAAGCCAUCCAAGUCUCUCCAAAACCUGAGCCUAUAUUUCACAGCAACCGAGCUGCCUGUUAUUUGAACAUGUCGCCGCCGCAAUUUGAGCUCGUCGUAGAGGACUGUGAUGCGGCUCUCCGGCAUGACCCGAACUAUAUCAAAGCCUUGAACAGGCGUGCCAACGCUCUCGAGGCUCUUAGUCGGUACGCAGAGUCUCUCAGAGACUUUACUGCAGCUACCAUCCUCGACAAAUUCCAAAAUGAGGCAGCAGCGCAGUCGGUGGAACGAGUACUCAAGAAACUCGCGACAGAGAAGGCACAGACUAUUGCGGCUACGAGAGAUCCGAGAUUGCCCUCACAGACGUUUAUUUCUGCUUACUUCGCUGCCUUCCGGAAACGUGCACAGCCUACGCCGCCGGAGACGUCAUCACAAGGGGACCAGACAUUGCUGCUGGCUCUGGAUGCCCUCGAAGCAGCAGAUUACGCACACGCCCUUUCGCUUGUCAAUGAGGCCGUCGAUCAGGGUGUGUCAUGGGAUAUCGGGCGCGCGGAGGCUUUGAAUUUACGGGGAACAUUCAAGUUCCUUACCUCGGAUAUUAAGGGCGCGAAAGCAGACCUUGAAGAAUCACUUGCGUUGAACCCAUCCUUGACUCAAUCACUAGUUAAACUUGCAAGCGUGCAUAUGGAGGAAGGGAACCACGCACAGGCGAUGGAGUGCUUCGAGCAGGCCAUUAAGGUGGAUUCGUCGGAUCCGGAUGUGUACUACCAUCGGGGACAGGUCCACUUCAUCACGAACGACUACUCUGCUGCCGCUGAAAACUACACCAAAUCGACGUCACUCGAUUCGACGUUCGUGUUCUCGCAUAUACAGUUGGCAGUAGCACAGUACAAGAUGGGAAACGUCUCCAAUAGUAUGGCGACCUUCAGACGGACCAUGACGGCGUUCCCCAAUCGCGCUGAAGUAUGCAAUUAUUAUGGCGAGCUAUUACUGGAUCAGCAACGGUUCGACGACGCAGUAGAGAAGUUCGAUAGAGCGAUCGAACUCGAUAAAGCCAAGUCCCCGCCGAACCCACUUCCCCUUGUCAAUAAGGCUUUGGCAAUGUUCCAAUGGCACAAGGACAUCGAUCGUGCCGAAGUACUAUGCCGCGAAGCGCUUGCGAUCGACUCCUCUUGUGAACCAGCGGUAGCAACCCUUGCCCAACUUGCCCUACAAAAGGGUGAAAUGGAAACUGCGAUCGAAUGGUUCGAGAAGCAAGUCGAUCUUGCACGAGGCGAGGCAGAGCUCGUUGCUGCAUUGACAUAUCUGGAGGCUAGCAAGGCGCAAUUGCAGUUCGUGAAGACUUAUCCGCAGAUGGCGGUGCAGCUACAACAGAUUGCGAGUGCGAUGAUGUGA